AUGGAGCACCAAAAGGAUGCAAGACUACAAGACUUGAAGAAGGACCGCAGCAAUGCGCAAGGAGGAGAUGCUUUGCACACACAAGAUGCUUUCAAUGGCCAGAAUUCCGCCAGUCAGAAAGCUGCGGCAAAUGGACAAGUCACCACAAGCGAGGCCACGGGACUGCCCACACCCCCAGAGCUGGACCAGUCAUGGCGGGAUGGCCCAGACAACAAGCCCAUGGGAGUCCUGAUAGAACGCUUGGCUCAGCAAUGCUUCACCGAUCUGGGAACGACAUUGAAGACCAUGGCCGAAAUCCCGGAAAGCACACAAGCAAAUGGAGUGGUUCCUCAUGCAGUCGACACUUCCGUGGCCAGUUUGACCAAGAAACGGACCCUCAUGGACUUUGCGCAUAAUCAGCGUGAUCGGUUCAUCAAGACAUUGGUAUUAUCGGACUGGGCUCGCAACGAGCAGGAUAUGGCAAGACUCGUGGACAUCAAGGUAUGGCAGGAACGUCAACUCGGCGCACAGGUCCAGGCCAUUUCAUCCAUUGGCAACACAAAACAUAAUAUGCAAGGCGCGAAAAUCCCCAAUCCCAACCUUGAUGGUGCACUGGAGCUGCUGGCAACUGGAACGUCACGAAUGCCGGACCUGGGCUAUCUACCUCCGAAGAAGCUGUCGGCCAAGCAGCUGCUGCGUACGUUGCAAGAUAUGAAUGUCGCACUCGCGACAAGGCUGAACCUGCAUGAGGAGCUACCCUACUACUUCAACGACCUGUCCAUUGCCAACGGCCGGGCGACCUUCCGCGUUGCGGAUGAAUUCGAGGUCGACUUGUCAUUGGGAGAUGAGGAUCCCAGCACGCCAUUCUGGUUUAUUGACAUGCGAUUUCUGUUCUCCCCAACACCUGAUAUCACCGACGAUGUCAGUCGUAUGGAGCUAGAGAAGCGGGUGAAUAUUGCACUUGCAAGCGAGUCGAAGCUACAAGGCUGUUACGACCUACUUCACAAUUUCGUGUUGACUCACAAAAUCAAUGUUCUGCGAGAUCAAGCUAGCCAGCUCCUACGAGAGAAGUGGUUUGAUUGCUUGUUUGUGGAGAUGAAGAAGAGAGUGCUGAUUGUUCAAUAUUGGUCUGACUUGGCUGGGCCCAAAAGCUGGCUCGAGAUUGGUGUGAGCACCGGGAAGCAGAACCGGAAAGGCUCAAAGCCGGCCAAUGCGCAACUGUCGGUGAGAUGGUUUCGAAGAGGACAGGAGGUUCUUGAUGAUUCACCUUCUAUUGAUUGGAAGACCUUGAAUGUGGAGCAGGUGCUGGGUACACUCAUUGCAAAACACACCUCCUGGGAUCUGAGAAAUACCAAGAACGGGCUGGUCAAACUCGCAGGAUCCAACAGCAAGCUGGACAUGACUCUCGAUGCAUGCGCCGAUACUCCAGAAGACUGUUCGCUCGCUCUGGGCCUACCUGGAAUGCGCACGCCGUACAUCGUCCGGAAGGAGGUCGUCACCGGGAAGUGGGCCAUUUCGCCACCGACAAUGCUGGCGGCUCGAGCAGAGCGUUUGAUGAACGCCGAUCUGAAAGCUGAUCCUGCAGUCCAACUCGCGCAAAUGCUGUGCGGAACUAACCAGGAGCGAAUCGGCAAGGCGGCUGAUCUGGCUGGCUGGAUCUCCGUGUCUUCUAGGACGCUGGCACCUCAAAACAAUCUGAAAGCACUCUUCGGAGCGGAUACCGUUUCUCGAAGCAUUUACAAGUGUAAGCGAGGCUGGAGCGACAGCUGGGCGCUCGUGGCUACCUUUGGUCUGUCUGGUGACAAGUGGUGGGCUGCACGCCUGGAACCCAAGCUCGAAGCGAGAGGUACCUCAACCGGUAGCAUCUUCGCAGAGGCUCGUCGGAUCUCGAUUCCAUCAGACCUCCUCGCCCUUUCCGGUGUCGCGCGAUCACUACUGAUUCGCAUCGAGAAACUCGCCGUGGCGCAAAUAUCGCUGGCGGUCGUCACGCAGGACUUGGACUCGAAGCGUAUUCCUUAUAAGAUUGAGAAUACCGCAUCGUUGACUCCUGCUGAACGAUCUCGCGGAGAACGGUCUAGUGCGGCAUCCGCAGAGCCAGCUGUGGUCCUAGACUCAGCAUCAUUCUUCGACGACGCAAAAUCCGACCCCCUUCGGAAACCCUUCAAAGAUGGGUCCAUUCGCCUGACCCACGAUCGCAACAUCACUUCACCGCCGGCCACGGAUGGCUCCAGGGCCGAAGUCACGCACUGUCUUCGUCUGACUGUUCGGCAUGGCGUGCUGAACCACCUCCAGGAAUACCUCCUGACCAAACCUCGCGACGCCGACAUGUUCAUGAACGACCGCGGUGCCCUCGCCCUGCGCGUCCGCGUACAAUUCGGUCAGCCCUGCGUCUCCGUCCUUCAGGCACGACUCAGAUCUUGCAAACGUCUCGACGCCUACCUAGUGGCUCUAGCCCGAUACUCCUUCGUCUGCACUCAUCUCUCCCUCACCCGUGUAACAUUCACCUACCCUUCCAACCCGGACCUCUCCGCCACCGUCCGCUUCUCCACAAAUCCCAACGCUCCACCUUCCGCCGACCUCAAACUCCACCCAACCGACUCCAACCCCCACCAACGCGUCCGCGUCAUCGCCCUCCGAACUUUCAACCUCGCGCCCCUCGACCCGAAGUCAUUCACUGCUCUCCUCUACACUCUCCGCACAUCCGUCUCCCUCAACAUCGCCUACUCCACCAUCUCCGCCCUUCCACCCCUCGGCUCGAUGCACAUCCAUCCGCACCAUCUCCUCGCUUACCUAUGGACAUACUCCGCCCCACUACCUGGCGCCGGCGCACAGUUCAAGAUUCAAUGGCGACCGAAUGUGGGUGAGAAGAAAAAAGGGGUGUGGCAUAUCAUGACACAGCUUUCAAAGCCGAACAAAGGGAGUGGGGAGCUGAGAGAGGAGGUGAGGAUGGGGAUUGCGGAGGUUUGUUUGAAGAAGGGGAGCGGGAGGAUUGGGAAUGGGACGAGCAUUGUGGUUGAAGAUGGGUUGGUGGGGGAGGUGAUUCGGGAGCUGGAUCGGGUCUGUAGGGAGGGUGGUGAGGCGGUGGACGGGAAGAAGGAAGAAGAGGUUAAAGAUGUCAAGGUCGACACGGCGGCGGGUAGCAGGCCCAGUGUGGCGACGCAGAGGACGGGGUCGAGUACGAGUGUGAAGACUCAAGGUUGGCAACAGAAGACCGCGCAGAUGAAGAGUGGUGGUCAUGCUGGCUUGCAACAGGCGAAUGGGAGUGGGAACGGCAAUGGUCAUCGCGGUUCCGUGACGAAUGGGAAUGGCAACGCGAAUGGAAAUGGCCGACUGAAGCAGGAAAUCAUCGAACUGGACUGA
Messenger RNA from Zymoseptoria tritici IPO323, 3339 nucleotides. RefSeq lists its product as uncharacterized. Lineage: Eukaryota; Fungi; Ascomycota; Dothideomycetes; Mycosphaerellales; Mycosphaerellaceae. Gene Ontology annotation, biological process: regulation of transcription by RNA polymerase II. Gene Ontology annotation, molecular function: transcription coregulator activity. The coding region runs from base 1 to 3339 and encodes 1112 amino acids. The transcript has a single exon. The record is from RefSeq and is a predicted model, not a curated record. Gene Ontology annotation, cellular component: mediator complex; core mediator complex.